Messenger RNA from Cydia strobilella, 4282 nucleotides. RefSeq names its product transcriptional coactivator YAP1 (gene yki). The record is from RefSeq and is a predicted model, not a curated record. Gene Ontology annotation, biological process: positive regulation of transcription by RNA polymerase II; hippo signaling. NCBI's taxonomy places the organism in Eukaryota, Metazoa, Arthropoda, Insecta, Lepidoptera, Tortricidae. Gene Ontology annotation, molecular function: protein binding; transcription coactivator activity. The transcript is spliced from 6 exons. Gene Ontology annotation, cellular component: cytoplasm; nucleus. The coding region runs from base 137 to 1444 and encodes 435 amino acids.
AGCGUGCGUCAGUCGCGCAGCGAGCGCUAAUCCACAAGUACGUCGGGUGGCGCUCCGCCGACCCGUUCGCGUGCUAGUGUUGUGUCACAACGGUGGGCCAAGUCGGUUUCGAGAUACAUUCGUUCCGGCACACACCAUGGCUCUAAACUCUGAUAGUGAACAGAAAUCGAACCUGGUCCUGCGCGUGGACCAGGAUUCGGACUCGGUUCUACAGUCAUUGUUUGACACAGUGCUUAAACCAGACUCGAAACGACCGCUACAGGUGCCUCUGCGUAUGCGACAGCUUCCAAAGUCGUUCUUUAACCCACCGUCGACCGGUUCCAAGUCACCGUCUGUGUCUCACUCGCGAGAGAACUCGGCCGACUCGGCGUUCGGGUCGUCGUCGGCGACAGGAGCGACACCAGUGUCGCACUCUAGGGCCCACUCGUCGCCAGCGAGCCUGCAACAGACGUAUGCGGCCGGCCAACAAACUCAACAACCCCCUUUACACCACCAGCACUCAAAACAAAGAUCAUAUGACGUCGGCUCACACAUCCCGGAUGAACUAGGCCCUCUGCCAUCUGGAUGGGAACAGGCGCGCACUCCUGAAGGACAGAUAUACUAUCUCAACCACAUAACAAAGACGACAACAUGGGAGGACCCGCGAAAGUCCUUGGCAGCGCAGAGCGUCACCGCGGGCGUUCAGCACCAGAGCGCAGAAACCCUCCUGGCGACGCCGGCACCGCAAACAGUGCCCACUGCGCCUGCACCAGCAGCGAAGAGUACAAGUAGUAACACGACAGACCUGGGACCGCUGCCCGACGGGUGGGAGCAGGCGGCGACGCCGGAGGGCGAGAUCUACUUCAUCAAUCAUGCCGCCCGUACUACUUCCUGGUUCGAUCCUAGAAUACCCCAGCACCUGCAGCGCACGCCGGCGGCGGGCGCGGGCGCGGCGGGCGGCGGCUGGCUCGGCAACGCCGCGCUGCAGCAGAAGAUGCGCCUCCAGUCGCUGCAACUCGAGCGGGAUCGGCUCAAGCAGCGGCAGCAUGAGAUCAGAUUACAGCAAGAGCUAAUGGCGCGGCAAGCGUCAUCGUCCAUCGUGUCCUCGCUGACGUCCAGCGCGAGCGCGAGCGCGAACACGGCGGGCAGCGAGCCGGCGCUGGACCCGUUCCUGUCGGGGCUGAGCGAGCACCAGCGGCAGGAGUCGGCCGACAGCGGGCUGGGCAUGGCGGUGCCGUCGUACGCGCCCGAGGACUUCCUGGCCAUGGACGACCGCAUGGACUGCAGCAGCGAGGCGGGCAACAGCCUCGACACCGACAUCACGCUCGCCGACAACCUCGACUCUACGGAUGACCUCAAUACUUUACAGAUGGGGGAAUUCACGGCCGACAUAUUGUUGGACGACGUGCAGUCGCUGAUCAACUCGACGCCCAACAAGCCCGAUAAUGUGCUCACCUGGCUCUAGGGCCGGCGGGGAGACCCGACCGAACCGACAACGUGCUCACCUGGUUCUAGGGCCGGCGGGGAGACCCGACCGAACCGACUACGUGCUCACCUGGCUCUAGGGCCGGCGGGAAGACCCGACCGAAUACCAAAUGUAUAUCGUGUACAUUGCAGACAUUUACUAGUUGCGUGUGUAUCAAGUGUUUAUGUCGUGUGACUAUGCUUAUGUUAGUACGGUAUAGCCCGGUAUGACUCUCACGUGUAAGUAGUACAGUAUUGUUUAUUUGAAGUCUCUGCAUUUAUUCAAAUGAGAUAGAAUUACGCUCUGUAUAAUCGCUGUACUACAUAUAUACUUAACAGUGAAAGGGCAUUCGGCGUUGCUUAUUUCGAUUUCGACUUCUGCGUUAAGUAUUAUAAAAUGUAUACUUACUGUAUAGUGUCCAUUUUGGUUAAGUGCAAAAUGUAGAGCUAUGAAAAUUGCCAAGUAGGUACCCUUAAGUGGUAGGCCAUGACUGUAAUAAUGGCUAGUCACUAUGUAAAGCCUCGUCACUUGCGUAGUGCUCGCGCGCGGCUGAGGACUCUAUUGACUCGUAGUUUCGAUGCAAGCCUUCUUUCUUCGCCGAAAGUAGCAGUGUUGCAAUACUAAUAAUAAGCUAGGUUUCCAAUAAUCUUUAGCUUUAAGACUAAUGGAAAUCCUAUCCUCUCUUUGACUAAGUAGGUUUAAAUAAACUGGAUAAGUUUAAUCGACUUUUAAUUAUUAAAAUUGUGAUAACAUCUCGAUGAAACAGUGCCUUGUUGUGCCUUUAUUAAAAUAUAUUUAUUGUGGUAUCUAUUAGGUAAAUUAAAAAAAUUUACAAGUGCAGUUUUUGAGGUGACGUCCGUCAUUAUUCGGACAGAUCUACUUAUAGUGGGAAGUAUCUCGUUUCGCCUACCUACUUACACCGUCCUUGUGUAUUUUAUCGAGAUUAUAAAUAGGUACGCAUAAGUAUCUAUAAUUAUAUAGCUUAAUAGUAACUAGAUAAGAAUCGCUGGCUAAAUUUCAACAUUUUUAUUAAAAAAAAUUGUUUAGAUUUUAAACUAUGUGUACAUGGGUGCAGCUAGCUAAUUAACAUUAGGGAAUAAAUGAAGAGCGGCCGGGACGGGGAGGCCGCGCUGUUAGUGCCUCGUCGUGUGUCGCGUGUCGCGUGUCGCGUGUCGCGUGUCGCGUGUCGUGUGUCGCGUGUCGCUGCUGGACGGUCAACAGUGGACAGUGAACGCAAUAACAAUACGCAAUACGCAUCCACUCGGUGCCGACCCAACUAUGAUCGUUGAAAAAUUAUCAUUUAAGUAUUAUUAUCAUCUUUAAUUAUAAUUAUUUUUCUAUCUCCGAAUGAAGUUUGGUCAGAACGGAAAAAUUGUGUUUUAGCCCACCUAGUCUUUAGAUUUUUUUAUAAAAUUUAAUAUACCUAACUCGAUUGAAAGUGCGACAAUAAAUUAGGACUUUAAUAUGAAACGCUACAUAGAAAACUUUGCCAUAUUAGUGACGUACUAUUUUAAUCUUAUAAGACUAAUGUAAUCUUCGGUUUCUAUAAGCAUCUGUGUAAGUAUUGUAAGUAGACGUAACGGUGCUGGGUUUAUGGUACAUUUAAUUUUGUAUUCUGUGGAUCGCCGUAUUUAGCCUUUUCGAGCCAGAGGCGACACAGACACUCGGUAUUUGAUAUGGUGCUGAAAAGAUUAAGUAUGUCGUGUUCUGUAAACUCGCGCCCCACAUAUACUAUGCUCAUAUUCUUCGGUUCAUUAUUCUGUAUUCGCUAUACAUAUUCUUACAUUAUAAUCACUUCGACAGAGCAAAAUUAAACAAUUGACAGUGUCGAUUAUAUUGUAAUGCUGGCGCUAGACACGAUAUCAAAUACGACCGUCAUCUCACAUAUAUUUUGGUACGUGUGCAAUGUUUGAACACACAUCAACACUUACUAUUGCGUGGCGGUGGAAUCAUACAUGUGUAACUAUCUGAUUGUCUCAUGAAAUUUUACAAGCUACUCGACUACAUUUUAGAAAAGAAAUCGUAUAACAUAUAAUCUAUUAGGUAAAGUUUAAAAAUUGUUAGCAAAUUGUAGCUUUUAAGUUUCGCGAGAUAAGGGGUAGGUUUAGCCACAUCACAUGCCACUCUCGCGUUCAUAUGUCUUCCAUUACCUAAGUGUUGCAAUGUUUGUUCGUGGCUGGCGCCCGCAUGACUCUGCGAACUGCCGCCCGUCGUGUCCGUCUUUAAUAACUAAGACCAACACACACAAACUAACUAAUAGUAGAUGUCACAGGUUUUGGAGAAUUGGACGUGUGAAGUUUUUUAAGGUAGACGUCCACAGGGCAGCAUCGCACGCAUCGGACGCAUCGCGAGCAACGGAUCAUUGGACGCACUUGUGUGACUUUCUAUACAAAUAAUACUAAAAUCCGUUGCGUGCGAUGCGGUCCUGUGGACGUCUACCUUUAUAAUUCUGCAAUCAAAACCGAGCCACCGUGUAUUUUUCAAAUGUCUACGCGUAGUUUUUCUGUUUGUGAUCCUCCGGGACUCGACGGCGCUCAUGCCGGAGCCACAAAAACAUUCCAUACAGCUAACGGUCCCCGCUUUUAUGUACACAGAAUAAUAUGCACUACAAUAUUAUAUUUCAUAAUCGUUUAUUUCUUAAGUAGGUGUAGCCGUCAUAAUUGUAAUACAUAUCUCUUACUGGCUGACCGCGGAUGCGAGUUUUCUUUGUAGUACGUUAUGUUUCGUGUAUCUAUGUUACGACAAUGAAAGUUAUGGUUAGAAAAUUAAUUUACAAUAAUUUCAUUGUAGAUAAUUAGAUAUUCUUAUAUGAAUUAAAUAAAUAUUUGUUUUAAUACA